GUCCUCGGUAGCGUUAGAGGGAAGCUGUUUCCUGUUUCGAAUCUGACAGGCUCCUGACAAACUACGCCCGUUUAUUCGCUCUGGUUCUUCCAUCGAUCGGAGACUCCCCGUGCGCGAACUGCGUUGCUUGUAGAGGUCUUCCUAAAGGGAAGCGCAAUUCCCAAACAUCAAUUCUAUCAACCGUAAUUCCGAUUCGAUUCAUAGUUACUGGAGUCUGGUGGAAUAAAUCCGUCCUAUAUUGUUGUAAAAGCCAUUCUUCUCGAUGGCUCCUGCUUACUUGACGACGGAGGAGGUUCUUCAGAGAGACAUACCAUGGGAAACUUACAUGUCUGCUAAGCUCAUUACUGGUACACAUCUUCAGUUAUUGAGGCGCUAUGACAAAAAAUCUGAUAGCCAAAAAGCUUCUUUACUUGAUGAUGACGGACCUGCUUAUGUGCAACUAUUCACCAACAUUUUAUGUGACAUAUCGAAGGAAGAGACAGUGGAGUAUGUGCUUGCUCUUAUUGAUGAAAUGCUUAGAGCAAAUCCAAAGCGGGUUGGACUUUUUCACCAAGCAAGUGAAGAUAUUUACCAUCCUUUCUUAAGAUGGCUUGGGGAAGGAAAUUGGUUCAUACAAGAGAAGUGUUGUAAAAUAUUGACUCUUGUUGUAAGUAUUCGACCGAAAGCUCGUGAUGGCCACAUUACAACUGGAGAACCCUCACAUUCAAAAAGCAAGAUCUCAACUUUGAACGAUGUUUUAAAAGGACAACUUGAUUGGCUCUCUUCUCAGCUGAAGAAUCCAUCUCAUCCAACUUGUUCUAUACCUUUGGCUAUAAAUUGCCUAUCCAAUUUGCUGAGAGAACCCUCCGUGAGGGUUUCAUUUGUUCAAGCAGAUGGUGUUAAAUUGCUAGUUCCUUUGAUUUCACCGGCAUCGAAUCAGCAGUCCAUCCAGCUUCUUUAUGAAACUUGCCUUUGUAUUUGGCUCUUGUCCUAUUAUGAUCCAGCGGUGGAUUACUUGGCCACUACUAGGGUUAUGCCAAGGCUUGUGGAGGUUGCAAAAGGUUCAACCAAAGAAAAGGUUGUGAGGGUCAUUGUGUUAACCUUGCGAAAUUUGCUGCCAAAACCAGCAUGUGGGGCACAGAUGAUUGAUCUUGGAUUACCACAGAUCAUCCAGUCUCUAAAAGCUCAGGCCUGGAGUGAUGAGGAUUUAUUAGACGCACUGAAUCAAUUGGAAGAUGGACUUAAAGAACAUAUUAAAACUUUGAGUUCCUUUGACAAGUAUAAGCAGGAAGUCCUUUUGGGUCAUCUUGAUUGGUAUCCUAUGCACAAGGACCCAGGUUUCUGGAGAGAGAAUAUUACAAAUUUUGAAGAAAAUGAUUUCCAGGUUCUGCGUGUCCUUGUCACUAUCCUUGAUACUUCUUCUGAUUCUACGGCACUUGCUGUUGCAUGUUAUGAUCUGUCUCAGUUUAUUCAGUAUCAUCCUGCUGGAAGAAUCAUCGUGUCUGACCUGAAGGCUAAGGAUCGGGUGAUGAAGCUUAUGAAUCACGAAAAUACCGAGGUGACAAAGAACGCCCUUCUAUGUAUCCAAAGGCUUUUUCUUGGAGCCAAAUAUGCUAGUUUUUUGCAGGCUUAAGUUAAUAUUCCCUACAGUGGAAUCCUAUUGUUGAAAUAUUAUGGUAAAUGAGUGCAAAGAGUACUGCUUUUCUCUUUCCGGGUGCCUUCCUCUCCUCGGAUUGGUAUGCAUUGCCGUUUCUUGCUUUGCGUAAUAAAUUGAAAACUCCAUUUUAAUGCUGGAGUAUUGUAUUUGGAGACAAGAAAUAAACACUUUUUUAUGUGUGUUAUUCA
Zingiber officinale is the source of this 1824-nucleotide messenger RNA. RefSeq names its product probable V-type proton ATPase subunit H. Gene Ontology annotation, molecular function: protein binding; proton-transporting ATPase activity, rotational mechanism; heme binding. Gene Ontology annotation, cellular component: vacuolar proton-transporting V-type ATPase, V1 domain. NCBI's taxonomy places the organism in Eukaryota, Viridiplantae, Streptophyta, Magnoliopsida, Zingiberales, Zingiberaceae. The transcript is spliced from 12 exons. Gene Ontology annotation, biological process: proton transmembrane transport. The record is from RefSeq and is a predicted model, not a curated record. The coding region runs from base 263 to 1612 and encodes 449 amino acids.